AUGAACGCCCUAGCCAUCAUCCUCAUGAUUGCCCCACUCGCUCUAGCCCACCCUCACGGAGGUCAAGGCGGCGGUAAUGGUACCGGUCACGGACCCCAUGGACCAUUCUCCGAAAUCUUCGAUGAAUUGACCGACGCUCAAAAGACUCAGCUGAAGACCAUCUUCCAAGAAAACCACAACACCACCAAAGCCACUGGCAAAGCCGCCAUCGAAUCCUUCAUUGCCACUUUGUCGACCGACCUCCAGGAGAAGGUGAACGCUAGCCACGCCGCUUUCGAGCAAAAAAUUGCUGCUAACGCUGCCAAGGUCGCUACGCUCAGCUCGGCCGCUCAGACCCUCUACAACAGUGUCGAGGCUGUAAUGAAAGACGAUAGCAUUACCAGACAAGAAGAGCACGAAAAGAUCAAGAGCAUCAUCCAGAGUGCUGACCAGACCGCCUUGGAAGAGCUGAAGUCGGCCGGAAUCAAGGGUCCCGGAUUCGGCCGUGGAGGUCGCGGUGGAAAGAGUGGAGAACGUUACACUACCGCCAGCAAAUAA
Bursaphelenchus okinawaensis is the source of this 537-nucleotide messenger RNA. NCBI's taxonomy places the organism in Eukaryota, Metazoa, Nematoda, Chromadorea, Rhabditida, Aphelenchoididae. The record is from the annotation of a GenBank genome assembly.